AUGACCGGCUCUCUCCACCGAACUGCCCGGGUUAUUUCCGUCAUUGCGGGGACGCUGGUCGCCCUCUCAUGUGGAACCAAUUAUGCAUACUCCGCGUGGGCGCCACAAUUCGCGCACCGAAUGAAGCUCUCUUCAACCGAGAGUAAUUUUAUUGGCGUCGCGGGGAACCUGGGGAUGUAUGCUAUGGGGAUCCCAAUGGGACUACUGACAGAUGCCCGCGGUCCCCGACUUGUCGCGCUCAUUGGCUCUAUUUGCCUGGGCCUGGGGUACUUCCCAAUCUAUAUGGCAUACGAUAAUGGCCAAGGAUCGAUGCCGGUUGUCUUCCUAUGCCUCUUCGCUUUCCUUACCGGCAUGGGUGGCUGCUCUGCCUUUGGCGGUGCCAUCAAAACUGCGGCAUCCAACUUCCCCGACCAUCGGGGCACAAGUACAGCUUUCCCCAUGGCGGCCUUUGGACUCAGUGCGCUAUUCUGGUCCAAUCUGUCAACUCUCAUUUUCAAAGACGAUACCGGUCGCUUUCUUUUGCUUUUAGCCCUCGGGACCUCGAUUCUGUCCUUUGCUUCAAUUCCAUUCCUUCGAAUUCUCGACAGCGAGGCGUACUCGUCCGUCUCACCCAACCCACAUGAGUCCGGAAGACGCCACUCCAGCGAUCUUCAACCUGUGCCGGAGGACUCUGAUCUACAUGGCUCUGCAGCUUAUACUCACGAGCAGUACCCCGUGCAUGCGCGGUCGCACUCGGUUGCCUCGAACUCCCAAGGCAGAGCGUUCGCCAAUGACGAUGAGACUGCCACCUUAGUAUCCAAGAACGACCGCACACGCCCCUCUUUUGAUACACUUGACGAUGACUUCCUAGACGAAGUGGCCAUUGAGGCACACCAAACUGACAUCAGAGGUCUCGCCAUGCUCCGCAAAGUCGAGUUCUGGCAGCUCUUCUUGACCAUGGGACUCUUGUCCGGUAUCGGCUUGAUGACCAUCAAUAAUAUCGGCAACAGCGUGAAAGCUCUGUGGCUAUACUACGAUGAUAGUGCAACAGACGUGUUCAUUCAACACCGCCAGGUCAUGCACGUCUCCAUUCUUUCCUUCGGCAAUUUCCUUGGCCGUCUAUUCAGCGGCAUAGGCUCUGACCUACUAGUCAAGAAGCUCGGUAUGUCCCGCAUCUGGUGUUUAUUCUUGUCAGCGGUUGUCUUCACCCUGACCCAGCUCGCUGGAACCACCAUUUCGAACCCAAACAGCCUAGUCGUUGUCUCCGGCUUCACCGGAAUCGCCUAUGGCUUCCUGUUUGGCGUCUUCCCUUCCCUAACCGCACACACUUUCGGCAUUGGCGGCCUGUCCCAGAAUUGGGGCGUCAUGACGCUAGCCCCAGUGUUCAGUGGUAAUAUUUUCAAUUUGUUAUACGGUAAUAUCUAUGACGGGCACUCUGUUGUCGGCCACGAUGGCGACCGCGAGUGCCCAGAUGGACUAGGCUGCUACCGCACUGCCUACUUCAUGACUUUCGUUUCCGGGCUAUUUGGUAUCGCUGUUUGUCUGUGGACCAUUAUGCGCGAGAGGAACAUCAAUAACAUCAUGAACAAGAAGUUGGGCCACCGACUCGCGUGA
Penicillium vulpinum is the source of this 1593-nucleotide messenger RNA. RefSeq lists its product as uncharacterized. The transcript is spliced from 5 exons. NCBI's taxonomy places the organism in Eukaryota, Fungi, Ascomycota, Eurotiomycetes, Eurotiales, Aspergillaceae. The coding region runs from base 1 to 1593 and encodes 530 amino acids. Gene Ontology annotation, cellular component: membrane. The record is from RefSeq and is a predicted model, not a curated record.